AUAAAUAAAAUGAAACAAACAGGGACUGUGCUCUGUAGGCCGAUUGGAACUCAGAGGAGCGCAGAUUGAAGACGAUGAAACGGUACUUCCAACCAGUGGCGAAGGACGGGUCGGCCAAGAAGCCAACACUUUCGCCUCCGUCGAGGAAAGACGGCGACGGCGACGGCGAGAAUGAAGAAACUUUAGGAGAUGCUACGAAGAAAGAGCCGCUCAAGUUCAUGACUUGGAACGCCAACAGUUUUCUCCUUCGCGUCAAGAACGACUGGCCUGAGUUCACCAGCUUCGUCACUCGGUUUGAUCCUGAUAUCAUUGCUAUACAGGAAGUGAGGAUGCCUGCUGCUGGUUCAAAAGGUGCACCUAAAAACCCAGGAGAGUUGAAAGAUGAUACUAGCUCAUCACGCGAAGAGAAACAGAUAAUGAUGCGUGCCUUGUCCUCCCCACCAUUCAGAAACUAUCGUGUUUGGUGGUCUCUUUCGGAUUCAAAGUAUGCAGGAACUGCAUUGGUUGUAAAGAAAUGCUUCCAACCGAAAACGGUUUUCUUCAAUCUUGACAAAAAGGCUUCAAAGCAUGAAACAGAUGGGCGGGUUAUCUUAGCUGAAUUUGAGACGUUCCGUUUCUUAAAUACGUAUGCACCAAACAAUGGUUGGAAAGAGGAGGAGAACUCGUUCCCAAGGAGAAGAAAAUGGGAUAAGAGGAUGCUAGAGUUUGUUACACAGUCUGCAGAUAAGCCUCUUAUAUGGUGCGGUGAUCUAAAUGUAAGCCAUGAAGAGAUUGAUGUGAGCCAUCCGGAAUUCUUUAGUGCAGCUAAGCUUAAUGGUUAUGUUCCUCCAAAUAAAGAGGAUUGUGGACAGCCCGGAUUUACCCUGGCUGAGAGAAAGCGGUUUGCUAACAUAUUGAAAGAAGGAAAGCUAAUAGACGCAUAUAGAUUCCUGCACAAAGAGAAAGACAUGGAAAGUGGAUUUUCAUGGUCUGGACACCCCAUUGGAAAGUAUCGAGGCAAAAGGAUGAGAAUAGACUAUUUCCUUGUCUCGGAGAAACUCAAAGACAGGAUUCUUGAAUGCAAGAUGCAUGGACAAGGGAUCGAAUUACAAGGUUUUUAUGGAAGUGAUCAUUGCCCAGUGACCCUCAUUCUUUCAGAAUUAAGCUCCACAAACUCAAAAGAAAGUGAAGUCUCCACGUAAACAUCGUUACAUCCCUGUUAAUUGCUAUCAGAAUGCCAUUUUUAUUCUCUCUCCUAUUGGGAUACGAGACAGACCUUUUAAAGUAGUUGUUGUGAUGAAUGGUCUUUUGAUUUAGUUGACAUUGUCUAAUUAGCUGGAACUUGGUCCACAAUUUGCCUCUUUGCAUGGGAACCUAAUACAUGUUUGGAUAAUGUAUGGACAUAAUUUAAGAUCCUGAACAGCAAGAGUGGGAAACAAAAGAAAUGUUCCGUGCUCUCCACGGUCAGUUUGCGGAAUUUAAAUGCGAUUCACCUUGAUCUAACGGCGAAGAAAUAGACUUGUGCUAAAGGUUGUUCGCAUUGCAAUCGUCGAAACCGUAAAUUUGUACGGAUCUUAAGAACGAGCCGCCAAGAAUAAGAUGGUCUAAUAUCAAAGAGGAUGCUAGACAAGAGUUGUGUUAAGUACGUACGUUGCAAUUUUCUUUCUUAUUGUUAUCUGUGUGGAUUCUAUGAUAUAACCAAAGGUAGAGCAACAUUG
Morus notabilis is the source of this 1697-nucleotide messenger RNA. Its product is annotated as DNA-(apurinic or apyrimidinic site) lyase. NCBI's taxonomy places the organism in Eukaryota, Viridiplantae, Streptophyta, Magnoliopsida, Rosales, Moraceae. Gene Ontology annotation, biological process: base-excision repair. Gene Ontology annotation, cellular component: nucleus. The transcript is spliced from 9 exons. Bases 75 to 1181 code for a protein of 368 amino acids. Gene Ontology annotation, molecular function: phosphoric diester hydrolase activity; double-stranded DNA 3'-5' DNA exonuclease activity; DNA-(apurinic or apyrimidinic site) endonuclease activity. The record is from RefSeq and is a predicted model, not a curated record.